AGUGGAUUAGAAGAAGAUGCUGGGCCUUUUAAGUUUGCUUUGAUUGACCACGAACAUGCCAUUUUCAUCACGAGGCCUUUUGCUUCUCUCAGAAGCUUUAAUAAGAUCAACUUUCUUUUGUCCGAACAAACAUAACUAUCUGGGGUUCUUCUUCUUCUUCUUCCUCUGGGACAUCCCUUCUUCUGUCGUUUCCUUUAGAAAAAUGGAUUCAAGCCUAGUCUUGUCUCUCAAACUUAAUCCUUGCUUCAAUUCUCUCAACACUUGCACGCCAUGUUUGUAUCCUCCGCCGCUCCGUCUAUCCCCUUGCUACUACUCCCGCCGCUUCUGUUCUCCGGUCACUGUCAACGCCGCCAAGAAAACCUCUCAGAUUAUCCGCUCUGAACUCGAUGACAGAAUCAACGGCUCUGAUUCCCGCUUCCUCGACCGUCAAAAGGCUUUAGAGGCAGCUAUGAAUGACAUUAAUGGUUCGUUUGGCAAAGGAAGUGUAACCAGGUUGGGGAGUGCUGGUGGUGCACUAGUGGAGACUUUUCCCAGUGGUGUUUUGACGCUUGAUCUUGCCUUAGGUGGAGGCCUCCCAAAGGGUCGAAUAGUCGAGAUAUAUGGACCAGAGAGUAGUGGCAAGACCACGCUAGCACUCCAUGCAAUUGCUGAAGUUCAGAAGCUUGGAGGCAAUGCAAUGCUCGUUGAUGCAGAGCAUGCCUUUGAUCCAGCGUACUCCAAAGCAUUAGGUGUUGAUGUUGAAAACUUGAUAGUGUGCCAGCCUGAUAACGGCGAGAUGGCUUUAGAAAUUGCAGACCGUAUGUGUCGUUCGGGUGCGGUUGACCUUAUAUGUGUUGAUUCUGUUUCAGCUCUUACUCCACGUGCCGAGAUUGAAGGUGAGAUUGGAAUGCAGCAAAUGGGGUUGCAAGCUCGUCUUAUGAGUCAAGCUCUUCGUAAAAUGUCGGGAAACGCCUCUAAAGCUGGCUGUACACUUAUUUUCCUUAACCAAAUCAGAUACAAGAUUGGUGUGUACUAUGGGAACCCAGAGGUGACUAGUGGAGGGAUUGCGUUGAAGUUCUUUGCGUCCGUCCGACUAGAAAUUCGUUCUGCGGGGAAGAUCAAAUCUAGCAAAGGAGAUGAAGAUAUUGGUCUACGGGCUCGUGUAAGGGUACAGAAGAGCAAGGUUUCGAGACCGUAUAAGCAAGCCGAGUUUGAGAUUAUGUUUGGGGAAGGAGUCAGUAAACUGGGAUGUGUUCUUGAUUGCGCUGAAAUCAUGGAGGUUGUUGUGAAGAAGGGUUCUUGGUACAGCUACGAAGACCAAAGACUCGGUCAAGGAAGAGAGAAAGCAAUGCAGCAUUUAAGAGAAAACCCUUCACUUCUAGACGAAAUUGAGAAGAGAGUGAGAUUGUUGAUGUUAGAUGGAGAUGUUCACAGAUCAACCCCUUUGCUUAGCACCAGCUCCUCUUCGGUUUCACAUCAUGAAGAAGAAGAUGACAACUCGCUUGAUGAAUUUCAAUGACUAGUCCAUCUUAAAUGUUCCAAUCAGCAAACACUAAUGUUCUCCUCUAGUUUCAAGGAUCAUCAUUCAAAACUCCAUUUGUUUCAGUCUAUAAACAUGUUCUUAUAGAUUCAAAGUAUCUUCUUAGUUUCUUAACAACAUU
Brassica oleracea var. oleracea is the source of this 1640-nucleotide messenger RNA. RefSeq names its product DNA repair protein recA homolog 1, chloroplastic-like. Gene Ontology annotation, biological process: DNA repair. The record is from RefSeq and is a predicted model, not a curated record. Lineage: Eukaryota; Viridiplantae; Streptophyta; Magnoliopsida; Brassicales; Brassicaceae. The transcript has 13 exons. Bases 56 to 1498 code for a protein of 480 amino acids. Gene Ontology annotation, molecular function: ATP-dependent DNA damage sensor activity; single-stranded DNA binding; ATP hydrolysis activity.